Molecule: messenger RNA, 1954 nt
Organism: Camellia sinensis
Lineage: Eukaryota; Viridiplantae; Streptophyta; Magnoliopsida; Ericales; Theaceae
Product: xyloglucan O-acetyltransferase 1
Cellular component (GO): Golgi apparatus
Molecular function (GO): O-acetyltransferase activity
Source: RefSeq, a predicted model, not a curated record
UGACUAAUUAAUCACCCCCCACAAAACCCCUCUCUCUCUCUCUCUCUCUCUCUCUCUCUCCACAAUCUCCUCCAUUCUCAAGCUCAAGAUUUGGAAAGCCAAAAAAAGCUGAGAAAAGAGAGGAUCCCUCUGAGAUGGGUUCAACAAACCCAUUCAAAGACCAAUCUUCCUCCUCUCUCACCAAGAAGCUCCUUCCCUGUAUUCUCUAUGCUCUCCUUCCCCUUGCUCUCAUUCGCUUAUAUUUCUACCCUCUAACACCCUCUCUCUCUCCCACCAAUCAAUUCCCCCACACCAAACCCCCCAUCAUCACCACCGCCACCGCCGCCACCACCUUCACCUCUCCUUCUCCCCCCUCCUCCAAAGAACAUCAUAGUAGUAAUACUGAAACACCAUGCGAUUACUCCAAUGGCAAGUGGGUCCCAGACAAGUUGGGUCCACUCUACAAUGGUACAAGCUGUGGUACAAUCAAAGAUGGCCAAAAUUGCAUGAGCCAUGGCAGACCUGACCAAGAUUACCUCUACUGGAGCUGGGAACCAAAGGAUUGCAAAAUUUCCAGGUUUGAUCCCAAAAUUUUCCUCCAUUUCCUGAGAAACAAACACUUGGCCUUUGUGGGUGAUUCCAUGGCUAGAAACCAAUUGGAGUCUCUUCUUUGCAUGCUUUCCACCGCCUCGAAACCUGAACUUGUCUAUAACCAUGGUGACGACAACAAGUUUCGCCGGUGGCACUUUAAGUCUCACAAUGUCAAUGUAUCAAUUUAUUGGUCACCAUUUCUUGUAAAGGGUAUUGAAAAAACUGAGAUUGCUAAUUAUAAUAGAUUGUUCUUGGAUUCUGUCGAUGAACGGUGGGCGUCGGAUAUGGAUAAGAUGGACAUGGUUGUUUUGUCAGUAGGGCAUUGGUUUCUGCAUCCCGCAGUGUAUUUCUACGGUGAAUCGGUACUAGGUUGUCAUUAUUGUGUUGGUCAGAACUACACCGAGGUCGGGUUUUAUGAUGUGUUUGGGAAAGCUUUUAAGACUACCCUGGAGACGAUAAUGGAAAGGCGAGGUGCUGGUGGGGGUGGUGGUGGUGAUAGUGGGAAGGGAAUUGAUGUAGUUGUGACUACUUUCUCGCCCCAUCAUUUUGAAGGCGAGUGGGACAAGCUCGGCGCUUGUCCCAAGACUCAGCCUUUUAAAGAGGGCGAGAAGCUGCUUGAAGGGAUGGACGCAGAGAUGAGGAAAGCAGAGGUGGGAGAAGUGGAGGCGGCUAAGGAAAAAGCCAAGAAAUUUUCACGAAUAAGGUUAAGUGCUUUGGAUGUCACCAAAUUAUCGUUAAUGAGACCAGAUGGACACCCUGGGCCUUACAUGUAUGCGAAUCCAUUUGCGAAUGGAAUUGCAGAGCGGGUUCAGAAUGACUGUGUCCACUGGUGCUUGCCAGGGGCUAUUGAUACAUGGAAUGAGAUAUUGUUAGAUGUGAUGAAGAGGUGGGACAGUCAGUCUAGGUGGAGUGGAGGAAGAUAAGGUUAAUUUGGUAAAUUUGUUGCAAUGUCAAAAUGGAGGAUUUUGUUUGUCUAUGUUGUUUCCCCUCUAAUUUGUUGGUUCUUAAAGAUACCCAAAAAGAAGAGGACAUGGAGGAUUGGUUUGUUUUGUUGUUGUCAUUGAGCUCUUCUCUUGUUGGGGGAAAGAAAGAAAAACAGUAAUUACUCAGAAUUUCAUACUUCAAAUUUCAACUCACAAUAAACAUUUUUCUGUCUAGAUUGAUUUUUUUCUGAGUGAAAUUCUAGAUAUCAAUUUUAGCUGACUAGAAUUACUAGUAAAGAGGAAAGUGAGCUGGAGAAGUGCACAAAAUUUAGAUGUAUGAUGCAGAUUUAGUGUUGUGUAAGAAUAAAUCUGAUCAAUGCAUUUUAAAUUUUUUAUUUUUUAUAUUUUUUAUUAUGUAUGUAAAAUUGUUGAGAAAAGAAUAUGAAACAAGCUCCAAUUGU